ACCGUAUCAUGGUCCUCCAUGGCCAUGUCGUUAGUACGAGCAAAAGCUUUCUUCGUUUUUGCCCUCGUCGCGUUCCUUAGCACACAAAGAUCCUCAGCAGUCCCCACACUUCAGCUGUCAGUGCGGUCACGUGAAUACGUCACGAGACAUACCUCCCUGACGGCCAGAUGUAACGUGACAAGCACGUCUACCGAAGAUAGCGUGACCGAGAAUGGUGUGACUCUCGUCUGGUCACGGAGAGAACAGAAGCUUGUUAGUGGCAAUGCUUCGGUUGCCUUGGUGAUUGACGACGCUUCACCCGAUGAUGCUGGUGUGUACGUCUGCAGUGCGGUCAGCGGUCUAGCAGCAGAAUAUUCCCUAGCAGUGAUAAAUUUCACAGCCGUAAUCGGAGACCCACCUGGACGGCCUGAGAAACCUUUUCUGGAGUACCUAUAUGGCUUUCCACCUUCUGUCAUUGGUGCUUUAGCAUUCAAGCUCAACAUCAAUCCAACGACUUCCAAUUGUAAAACAGCUAUAAAACCUGAAAUCUCAGAAAAAUACGAGUUGCUGCUUUCUCCGAAUCGCUGUUACAGAAUAGGAACUCUUAGCGCUUAUCAAGCUGCGCAUGUAUGUACUCAAAAAGACCGUGUCACAAAUAAAGUUGUUUGUGACAUAAGUCAAGAGUUACGGAAGUGCCCAGACUGGAAACAACGUUGUCGCUACCCUGUAGUGGGGUGUGGCAUUCUUUCAGCUGUUGUAAAGGCUACAAAUGUAUUUGGAUCAACUUACAGUUCGCUUAGCGGAUGGAACCUUCCAUAUAAAACUAAAUGUGGUUUGCCAGGUAACUUACAAGCCAUCGACGUUCAACGGAAUCUCGUAACACUGUCAUGGCAUACCCCGGAUGUUCUGAUGGACAGCUCUAGGUCCCUGAUACAUUUCCAAAUCCGUUGUUCUCCAGGGUGCGGUGGGAUCGUCCAGUAUAAUCCUAGUGAGACCUUGAAGCAGCGCUCCACGUGGCUUUACGAAAUUACGUCACUUCCGGAGAACACUGAGAUCACCUUCCAAGUACGGUGUUCCCUUGUAAGCGAUCAGUUCUCGGACCACGACCCUGCAGCAAUCAUUACAGUGAGAACCAAGGAAGGAGUUCCUCGAGGCAGUGUAAAGUUCUUGGAAUAUGAAGAGGAGCCUAUUGACACACUGACAAGAAACUUUACUCUGCAAUGGCAGAAACCCGACCAAGAAUCCCUAAAAGGGCGACUCCGCAAAUACCUAUUCAGGUACUGGCGAGAGCAAAACGAAAGUGACGUAUAUUCAUCUGUCUCAACCCGUGACGUCACCACACUCGAAGUUGAUGCAAACAGCACUUCCGUGGUAUUAAGUGAUAUUUUGCGUGACAUGAGUUACGUAAUCAGCCUGGAAGCGUGCACAAGUGUCGGCUGCACGAAACCCAGCUACUACGUGCUGAAACGAGAAGCCAGACCUGUCAGCAAAAAAGUAUAUUCAAGCCGCGUCCGCGCCACAUCUUCUUCUCUGGCUGGGUCCGGUAUGAUCGCCCUAUGCGUCAUACUCGGCACUCUCGGUCUCUGUCUGAUUACUGGCGCCAUCGUUUGGUUUCACAGAAGGAAUCAGGGGACUGGCUUACGUGAAUCAUUACCGCACAAAGAGAUGGUUGAACCAAUGCAAUUCAAGGCAUUUGCUCCGCCAGAAGUUGAUGAGCCAUACUCUGAAAUCUCCGUCCCAGUUCCUGUCCGAUCUCGAUCGCCAAGCGAAGAUACGGCUAUAACAGAAACUUGAAGUGGUUUUAUAUGUUUUUUGUAAUGUAUUUUACUGUAUAUUUUGUAAUAAAUUAUGUAAAACAUAA
Messenger RNA from Nematostella vectensis (starlet sea anemone), 1840 nucleotides. RefSeq lists its product as uncharacterized. Lineage: Eukaryota; Metazoa; Cnidaria; Anthozoa; Actiniaria; Edwardsiidae. The transcript has 10 exons. Gene Ontology annotation, molecular function: protein binding. The coding region runs from base 19 to 1773 and encodes 584 amino acids. The record is from RefSeq and is a predicted model, not a curated record.